CAACGAAGCGCAGGGGGCGGGACGACUCUCGGCAGCGCCAUCGCGCGCCUUCUAGUGGCAGCGGGUUUCGAGGCGGGCCUCAGGCUUUGAAGCUCAGCACCGCGUCCCCUUCCCUCUCCCCUCAGCCUGGCUCACCGCACAGCGCCAGGCGAGAGGCGACGCCUCGAGGUUAAACGGAGGAGGUGCAGGACGCGGAGGCUGCGAGGGCGGGUGCGAUGGCGGAUGAACAGGUGAACGGUAGCGCCGGCCUGGCCCCCGACUUUACGGCCCCGGAGACUACAGAAUGCACAGCUUCCUCUGUGGGGACCUGCGAAGCCGCCGCCACAUCACCGGAGCCCAAGGACUACGACGGCACCUGCGUGUUCUGCCGGAUCGCAGGGCGGCAGGACCCGGGCACCGAACUCCUGCACUGCGAGAAUGAGGACCUAGUUUGCUUCAAAGAUAUCAAACCAGCAGCAACUCAUCAUUAUCUUGUGGUGCCAAAGAAGCACAUUGGAAACUGCAGAUCUCUAGGGAAAGAUCAAGUAGAACUGGUUGAGAACAUGGUAACUGUUGGAAAAACCAUUCUUGAAAGGAAUAAUUUCACUGACUUCACAAAUGUGAGGAUGGGUUUUCAUAUGCCUCCAUUCUGUUCUAUUUCCCACUUGCACCUUCAUGUUCUGGCACCAGUGGAUCAGCUUGGCUUCUUAUCCAAGUUGGUUUAUAGAGUCAAUUCCUAUUGGUUUAUCACAGCUGAUCAUUUGAUUGAAAAACUAAGAACAUGAAAAUGUCAACAGUAGAAGAUUUUUCUAAUUUUGGCUCAGCAUGAAGUAAUAUUUAGGUCCCUUUUAUGUCUAAUUGCAAUUUUAAGGUUUGUUGGGUUUUAUGAGAGGAUAUUACUGAGUGGCCUUAAAUCUUUUCUGAAUGUCUAUUUCCUGAGAUCUGUGUUACACUUAUAAGAAUAUUUUGUUACUGACUUAUUUGUUUCAAUGAUUACUUGUUUUAAGGCUUUUAUAUAUAUGAUACUAUAGAUAAAAUCCUAUUUAAGACAAAUUCUAUUAAUCAAGAAGGGCUCUGUAUUUUUUUAAGUUAAAUAUUUUCAUUUCUCAUUGGUCAAUUAUAAUAGUGAUUUAUUUAUGAAGAAUAAACUACUAUAGAAAGUACUUUAUUGGAACCUUCAUUACUGUGAAGGAGAAAAAUAACUUAGCUAUUUCUUGACAGUUCUAUAGUUUUACACAUAAAUUUUCAAAAUAAAGAAUACCAUACUACACAAUAAUCUCUGAUCUUGUUGAGGGAAGUAAUUAUAUAUUUGCCGCUUUUUCCUCAAAUUUCAGAUGCCAGUUUUCACUUCUUGAAGCUUUGAAUCUUUUUAAUAAAUCUAUUCUGAAAGCUAUAUAAUAUAUAUAAUUUCUAUCAGUGAAUUUACAACAACUGUCAAAUUGGCUAUCAGAAUUCACUGUAAUGGAAUUUGUCUGUAAUAACAUAAAGGGGGAAGAAACAUAAAGUGGUUCUCUUAAUAAAACUAGCAGAAACUGUUGCUUUAUGGCAUGUUUUUGUAUCAAAGAGAAAUCAGAAUAAAAAGCGGUUAAACUUUGCUUUUUAUCAUGAAAAAGGCAUUUGAAAGUAGAGAUGGGCUUAGAUGAGAAAAUUUGAUAACACAAUGCUAUAUUAUUGAUACAUCAUUUUAUGAGGCAUAUUUUGUUAGAAAUUGUUUUUUUUGGUGCUAAUCUGCAGUCACAAUAGUGAAUAUGAAUGAAGAGUAUGAAUGAAUGAAAGUUAAUCCUACAUUGUGCCAAUGUAUAAUAGUACCAUGUAUACGAGUAUGAAUAAAUGAACAUGAGGAUUAAUGUAAUGUUGAAAAUAGGCUGAUAUACUAGUUUUCUUUUUCAGAGGGGGCAUAUAUUAAAUAUGGUUUUAAGUAACAAAUUACUUAUUACAAAGUUACAACAUGUGAAAUCAAUACUGUUUCAUUUGUUCAUUAAUUUAUUCAUUCAGCAAACAUUUGUUGAGCAUUUAAUGUGUACCAGACAUUGCCUGGAUCAGGAGAUAAAGAAAUGAAAACAGACAAUUCAGCCUGCAAUUGCUAGUACAGGGGUCAAACAAAGUCAAUGAUUAGAAUUUAGUGUGUUAAGUGCUAUGAUGCCACAGAAGAGGCUGUGAAGGGAGAAACACUUCUGAGAAUGGGUGGUAGUAGAACUGAAUAUUUAAGACUGAAUGUUAGGUGUGUAGACAGUGACUGGUUAGGCCGAGAAACGCACAUGUAUUUUCCUUGAGUUCUGCUUCCACUGUUACUUACUUUACAGUGGAUGUGAAUGUCCAGAUUUCAUCUUAUUUACUGAAGGUGGAGAAAGGAUAUGGAAGAAGGGGUUAUGGUUUCUCAAAAGUGGAUUUAGAGGUUUUUUAUCACCAUUUUGUGAUAUAGUUCACUGAGCACUUACACAGAUUAACAGUUACAAGUUUCUAUAAAUGAGUUAGAAUAUAGUUAUUCGAUUCUAAAUCAGUUGGAAUAAAGUCAGCUUCAGGGAAGGAAUUUUCAACAAGUGCAAACUUUGAUUGUUUUACUAUGGGAACUUGCAGUGAUAUAAUUGACAGCAUUAUAACAAUAACAGGUAGAGUAUAUAAGAAACUCCCAAAUGCCUUACGGAACUCUUCGAAAAUGUGGUUAGCCAAUUGAUUCAACUUUUAUAGGUUUAUAUGCUCUCAUAUAAACCAAUUUUUAAAAACCCUUGGAAACACAUUUUUUAGUAGAAGUUCUCAUUUACUUAUAAAGAUUAAUAAUCAAAUUACUACAAUUAAUAUCCAUUUGGCCUUUUCAGUAGUCUGAAUAUCUAGCCAUCUGUAACACUAAUUCAUCUAGCCAAUUCAAAACAAGGCUAAUUCAUAACCUGUCUUAAAAAUGUUUGAAGUAGUAUUAAGAACAUUGUUUAUGCAUGUUAUGAUACUAUUUGUGGAAGUGUAAAAUUAUUAUCAUGAGUAUUUUAAACUGUGCUUACUUAGCUAGAAGAAAAUAAAAUAAAAAUGAAAAAAUACUGUCAAA
Molecule: messenger RNA, 3016 nt
Organism: Saimiri boliviensis boliviensis (Bolivian squirrel monkey)
Lineage: Eukaryota; Metazoa; Chordata; Mammalia; Primates; Cebidae
Gene: HINT3
Product: histidine triad nucleotide binding protein 3
Molecular function (GO): catalytic activity
Source: RefSeq, a predicted model, not a curated record